AUGAUCAAGAAGUACUGGGCUUACAUGUGGAUGGAGAGCGUUCCUCUCGAGAAGAUCGGUAUCUGCCGCAUGGGUGCCGAGAAGAAGGGUGAUGAUGAGGAAUACCCACUCUUCACUAUGCGGUGGCUUACUACCACUUUGAUAUGGCUAUUUGCCACUUCGACGUUCGCGUUUCCCUUCGAGAAACACAGCAGUCGUGAACUCACCCUCGAGGUUGAGCGCAGCUCUGAGCCAGCCCUCAAGCGAUACACCGAUACCUAUUACAGCGAAAAAACGGUAAUCCCUUCUCUGAGAAAGCACUCUUUGAUCACUCGAGCCAUCGCAGAUGGGCAUUUCACAAGGGAAGAGUUGGAUUGGCUUUCCCAGAAGUCGCUCACGGACGUUGACACUGCCGGUCUCAAGGAUACAACUGCUGCCCUCAAGGACCUCUUUGGCAAGAACGACAUCCCUUGGGUCAUCUCCGGUGGCUGGGCACUCAUUCUUUAUGGAGAGCCUGAUCGUAAUACGCCCGAUAUUGACAUCGUAGUUCAAAUCACAAUGCCUGAGCUCAAGAAGCUCCUUGAGGCAGAUGGAAGAUUUGUGAUUCCUGCGGAUGAUUGGUGGCCGGACGAUGCGCACCUGCAGGUCUAUUACCAAAGCCAGGGCAAAUAUUUCGAUGUGGAUAUGAUCAUAGCCGGCCAGAAAAACUCGGUGAAGGAAGUAGGCAGCAUCACACAAUUUGUUUCCACUACCCACGGUACAAAGGAACUUGCAAUUCCCGUGAUCCGAAUUGGGCCAAUUUUCAUUUCCAAAGUUUACGGCUUAGCCUCACCCAAGAGGAAGAAGCACGAGCAGGAUGUGAAAGAUAUCUCUUGGCUCAUCGACAAUCACCCAGACGACCUGGUCAACAUGCCAAAAGAUUUGCCUCUGGAUAAGCGACAGGUUGUGGUGGACUACCUUACCCGGUUCAAAUCAGCAUCGCUUCCGAAAGCCAAAGAGCUGCUCGAUCUCUAG
Messenger RNA from Colletotrichum abscissum, 993 nucleotides. RefSeq lists its product as uncharacterized. Bases 1 to 993 code for a protein of 330 amino acids. The transcript has 3 exons. NCBI's taxonomy places the organism in Eukaryota, Fungi, Ascomycota, Sordariomycetes, Glomerellales, Glomerellaceae. The record is from RefSeq and is a predicted model, not a curated record.